Molecule: messenger RNA, 3648 nt
Organism: Pocillopora meandrina
Lineage: Eukaryota; Metazoa; Cnidaria; Anthozoa; Scleractinia; Pocilloporidae
Source: the annotation of a GenBank genome assembly
AAGAUAUGAGACUCCGCGUCCUUCGAAAAUGUUUGCAUUUACUGGUCUGCCUUUAUGGUUGUCUUCAUACUUCGCAAGGUACUGUAAAGUUUAUUUUCUGCGAUAAUUUUAACUUUCGUUCGUUAUUUGUGAUGGUAAUAGCGUUUAGCAGAGCUAUGUCAGUGGCAGUUUCUAAAAACUUCUUGGACCUUUUAUUUCAAAGGUCUCAAUCGAGAUUCCUCAGAGGGCGUGUUGUUGAUGAUGAUGGUAGAAGAAAAAGAUUCUUACUUGGAUAUCACAGAGAUCAGUUCAGCCCAAGUUGAAGACGGUGACGAAUGUGGAUUUGCCUGUGCAGCCAACCCAAAGUGUUUUUCGUACAACUUGGAGGCCGUGACCGGAACACUCCUGUGUAAACUGCUUCCAUCAGACAAGUACAACAAUUCGGGCAAUUUUACCGAAAAGCGUGGUUUUCAUCAUUACAGUAUUUGGGUAAGUAAUCUGGUUCAGUAUUAUCUAAAAUUUUGCGUGCUGUAGGAGGAAAGCCCCAAAGGAAAAUACAUUUUUAAUUAAAUCGAACAGGUGUUAUAGAAAAAGUGCCUUAUUGCGAAAUCAUACACGCCUAAAUUAAUAUCUUAAGAAUCCUUUCCAUAGAAAUAAAUUAUCCAUUAAUUUUAAUGAAGGAAGAAAAUUAUUUCAACUUACAUGGUUGAAUAAUUUCGAUUCAUAUCCUUUGCUUGCUUAUCACGACUUCGUUCCCCUUAUAAUCGCCGUGUUUAAAAGCUUGGGUCAGGCUACUGACCAAAAUAAAUUUUUAGUAAAUACGAUAGUGCUUAAUUUGUUCUGCCGGAGAUAAAUGAAAACGACGAUGAAAAUUCGAUGUCGGUGUUUAGGCGCAAAUCUAACUGCUCUUGGCUGUCUUCAAAUAUAGUUGGCAAGUAGAACAGGAACUCUAAAACUAUUUUCUGACCCGAAUACUUAGGUCUCGCCAAAAUGAUGAUUUUUAAGAUAUUAUUUUAGGCGUGUAUGAUUUCGCAAUACGGGACGUUUUCUAUAACACCUGUUCGAUUUAAUUAAAAUCCUUCGUUGAUCGUUAACAUGACAAAGAGUUCAUUUUUCUGGAGAAUGAUAGCGAAGGGGAGGGAAGGGGAAGGUUCAGGUCUCUUUCUUCUAAACAGUACAAAGACUGCAGCUGGACCUUCGAUUGAAGGCAGGUUCUUCUUUUCAUAGGUAAUCCCACCAUUUGCGGAACUACAUAGCCUGAGUUUCAUGCGUUGGCUUGACUUUGUUUAUGGUUACGUUUGUUCGCUUAGCUAAGUCACUAGUUAAGAGCGCUGGUCUUUUACGUGUUACCUACUCAUUGUUUUUCCCAUGUUUCCUUUGUAGACACCAUGCGCCAAUGGGCCUUGCCAAAAUGGCGGGACAUGUGUGCCACAGUACAAUACCAAGAGCUAUGUAUGUGUUUGCGCCAUCGGAUUUACGGGAAAAGAUUGCCAAACAAGUGAGUCUACCGCAAAGGAAUCAGUACUCAGUCGAAAUUGACUUUUCCUCUUAUAUUUACUUUAGUUUAAACGAAACCCAACGGCUUAAGCAUUUCGUUGAAAAAUAGAAAGGAAGAGCCUGUUAGGACGCAGUUUUUUCGACUCUGACCUCCAUAAAGGUUACAAUAUUUUGACAUCUAGACAGUUAAGUGUGUCGAUCAGCUUCAUCUUUAUUCUAUCUUUAGUUUUCGAAAAAUUUUCAAUAAAUGCCAACGUUCAAAUUACUGGAGACCACGUCUGCGCGUGAUCGUCAAUAUUUUACUAAUCCUUUCCAAGAUGACAGGUUCUUCAUUUCGAACAACAAAAAAAUUAUGUGUUCGUUGCCGAACACCCUACAUUUAAAAAACCAUUGCGUCCUCACAGCGGUUCUCGUUCUAGACCACUGAUCAGAGACUCCGUGCACUCUCGAGGGCUGCGUAACUCUUCCUAACGACAAGAAUAGAUUUCCCAAUUCUUAUAGGGACCACAAGAGCUGCAGAAGAGCUAUUUUGUAACAGGUUUAAUGCCUUUAUACCUUUUCUACAGACAUCAACGACUGCAAGGAUGAUCCAUGUCUGCAUAGUGGAACCUGCAUUGAUCGACUCAAUAGUUUCGACUGCGGUUGUCCGCCUGGAUUUCUUGGUCCUCGAUGUGAAAAUGUAUCUGGUAAGGCUUACGCAACCAUUUAAUAGAUACAAGGGUAAUGCUAUGGGACAGCUGCAGCGGCUUUGUGUUUUGACCUAUAUAAGAAACGUUACAAAUAUAGCGUUAUUACGAAUUUAGUCAGAAUCGAAAAUUGAUACAACGUUCUAAAUUAUCCUGCACCUAUGGUCAGUCAGCCAGUUAUACAAGGAUAUUUGUUAAUUUUGUUAGUGUUUUCCAGUUCCAUAAUUUUAUUACAAAUUAACUAUAAAUUAAAAAUUAUCAUUUAAAAUGAUCAUCACCCUCAAAUUGUGUUUGCUUUGGUUUGUCUGUUAGCUUUCACAAUAUUUCGGGAUACGUGAAAUUUGCAAUCUGCAAACCGCCAUUACAAAUCAUAAUUGAUGAAAAACUCUAUUUGUGUCAGAAUGACUUUCAUAAUCUUCACAAUAUGACAUCGUUGCUUUAUUUUACAGGUCUGUCCAUCAACUCUACAAUUUUGUCAAACAUCGGGAGCUUUCUCGGCAACCUUUCACAUUUCCUAGCACCCGCCGUGGGAAAUACUUCACGAUGGCUGCUAUGCCACCGCGCCUCCACGCACGGCUGGGCUGUAAAAACCUUUCACGACAGGUGCGACUUUAAACUAAACACCCUGACCAUCAUCAAAAAUGGCCAGUAUUUGUUUGGAGGAUACACUGAUAUUGCUUGGGGUAAAUAGACUUUCAUUGAACUUCGAAUUCAUUAUUCCUUGAAAGGCUAAACUACGCAAAUAAACCAGUCUCUGAUAUUUCCAUUGUGCAGUGUUCUUGUCAGCGGCCCUUUAACCACUUCCUUAGCUUACUCAAACAAGGCAGUAGUUUAAAUUGUACCUACCCUUUUGUUCUUUAGAUUCUUCUAGUUCUUCUGGCAACACUCCCAAUGCGUUCAUAUUUUCUCUACGGAACAAAGAAGAAUUGCAUCCAUUUAAGAGCAUGAUCAAAGAAGCACACUUGAAAUAUGCAAUUUACAAGCAUCUGGCGUAUGGUCCAACAUUUGGACUUGGCUGGGACAUUUACAUUUCGAAUAAUUCUAACAGCAACAAUGAGUCAUACACCUAUCUUAGCCACUACGAGACACCAAAAGGAGCAAAUAAGCCGACCACAAUCUUGUCUGGUACAAAGUACUUUUCACCUGAUGACUGGGAGGUGUUUUAUCUUGGUUAAAAUACCUGUUCAUCAACAACCUUGCCAUUAAAAACUCUUUACUUGGCCUGUGAUUCACUAGAUAGUUUCAGAUAUCUGAUAGUUUUAGCAGCACAUAUAUAUAUUUACUAUCCUAGAGCAUCUACGUUGAUUGCUUCCAUUUAACUGCACUGAAAAGCUUAAGGCACUCCUUGUAGAUGAAAUCCAACAUGCAAAGGGAUGGAUUAAAAUAUACCUUAGAAAUUUGAUAAUAUAAAUAGGAAUGACAAUGAUAAUAAUUACAAUAACAAUAGUAAUUAUCACGAUAGUAAUACUAUAUGUACUGAUAACAA